Boleophthalmus pectinirostris (great blue-spotted mudskipper) is the source of this 2892-nucleotide messenger RNA. RefSeq lists its product as uncharacterized. Gene Ontology annotation, cellular component: THO complex part of transcription export complex. NCBI's taxonomy places the organism in Eukaryota, Metazoa, Chordata, Actinopteri, Gobiiformes, Gobiidae. Gene Ontology annotation, molecular function: protein binding. The coding region runs from base 579 to 2093 and encodes 504 amino acids. The record is from RefSeq and is a predicted model, not a curated record. The transcript has 15 exons. Gene Ontology annotation, biological process: regulation of DNA-templated transcription elongation; signal transduction; mRNA export from nucleus.
UCCCACGCACAUGCGCGACGAGCAUACCGGCCGCAUCUCAUUUCUCUUUCCUCGCCUCUUUCUCCUUGAUUCCUCUCCUCGAUUCCGCAGGAAAUGGGUGAGGACGUCUCAUUGACAGAAGAAACAUAGAGAGGAGCGAGGAAAGAGAAGUGAGACGCACUCACGGUGAUUCCCAGAUGCAAUGCCCUCGACUGCCUGGUCCCGCUUUUAUUCUACGCAUGCGCAGUUGUAGAAAAACAGAUGGAAUUUGGCUCGUGCAAAAAAAGGUCAUUAGUUAGACUUCCUUUCUAGCAGCAUUUCUGAAAAUCAGAUGGAUUAUGAAUGCUUUUCAAAGGUGUGAAGAUCAUAGGUUACCAGCUUGUCUUCUUCUCAAAGCCUUUAUGUGAAAAAGGCAUGCAUGCUCUGCACCAGCCUACAUGAAAUAGGUUCGAUAUUGCUUGGCCACUAGGUGAAUGAUUAUCAAAUUUAUAGCAACAACAACACAACGGUAUCUCCAUACUGGGAUCGAAUAUCAUUCGAGGAUUUUACGCGCACCCGCCACUGGAUAAAGAGAGCAACGCGAUUUGGUUACAGUCAGGAUGGUGGCAGAGAUGGCGAGCUGCGGCGCUGCUACUUCAAAUGAAGACUGCGAUGGUGAUAUCCCUGCCCCUCAGGACCAAGAUAACCAAGCAGACAGUGACAGCACCAGUGCAGAUAACACAGAGUCAUCCAGUGAAGACAGUUCAGAGGACGAGGACAACGAUGAAGAGGAAAAGGUGUCAGGUUCAGCAGAUGGUGAUGAUCUUUCUUCAGAAGCAAAUGGAGACAAAGAAGAUCGACCUUUCAAGUUUUGCUGUGAAAAAUGCAAGGCAAUACAACAGAGCCAUGGAAAAGAACUUGUGACACCCAUAAGGAUAGCAAAGGGGAGAUUACAAGUCGAGCUGGAUGGAGAGGGCACAUAUGAAUGCAAUGUGACUGGACUCGUGUUUGAGGCAUCUGAACCAGUCGUGGUACGAUACUCAGUCUUGUCCUGGACCAAAUUUGGGGCGUUUCUGGAGAACUCCUGGAGGUUUGCUGGUCCCAUCUUUAAUGUGGACACGGUGAAUAAAGAUGCAUCUGUGCUCAAGUCUAUCCAGUUUCCGCACUCUGUCUGUCUUGCAGAUCCAGACAGUGACCGGACAUUCAGUGUUCUGCACAUAAAGAAUCAGCGUCCCUUCAUUGAGCCCACAGUGGACCACUCAGGCAGUCAUGUAAAGUGGCAUGUGACCUCACUGUCCCCCGUGGGUCCCAUCAUCCAGACCAGCCAGCCGGUGGAGCACCACGGGGUUGUGCUCAUUUACAAACAGGUUGCCAUCAGUGACAACUGCCACAGUUUCCACAUCUAUCUGGCCACCAACAGUCCCUCUGACAUUAAGGACAUUCGCAAUCAGGUACGUGGUUACAAGAACCGUUACAUCAGCAUUGAGAAACCUCCCACUUGUAAACUGGAUGAAGGCACUUACCGUCUUCUGUGUGAGCCAGAGGGAGAGGUCAAACCUCAGGAGCUGAAAUUCACUCUUGCAGUGACAAAAAUGAAGGGUUAUUUUGAGGCUUUUUUUGAGCAGCCUCCUCCGUUUAAAAUGUCUCUUAUAGAGACGUCUACUGAUGCAACAGUCUGGUCUGCUACCAUCAGAGAAGGUGACUGUGUGGAUACAGAAAAGAAGCCUCGAAAGAGAAUAUUCAGCCAACGGAGAAGCAGCAGUCCAUCUGAAGAAGAAACUAAUGGUAAAAAGUCACGAUGGGAGGAUGAGCCAGAUGGAUGUAAACCUACCAAGACUCAGGCCCAAGAUAUGUCAGAGAGGCAGCUGCUGCAGGUGGCCAAACAGCUGGGGAAGGAGUGGAAACAGGUGGCCAUAUAUUUGGAUUUGAGCUCUCGGGACCUGGAUGAUAUUCAGACGGUGGAGAAGGAUGUGACCAUGCAGAAGCUGAAGAUGCUGGUGGAGUGGAAGAGUAGGAGGGGUCCAGGACAGGCCACACCCUCCCAUCUGUGGAGGAGCAUCAAAGACCUGGACGACUUACCUAUUGAAUUCAUACUGACACUGGAAGGUAUGAUGGACUGUCACACACAAAAAUAGGGAGUUACAGUUGCUGGGAUGUUACUGUUUCUCAAUCAGGGAUAAAAAUCAGGAGGAAAAACUCCAGUGUUGGACCAAAUGUUUUCCUUUUUGGCACUGUCUAUGCUCCAAUACAGAAACAUGGUGUUAGUUUGAUUUUUAUAGUUUCUGUAAAAAUGUUUUUUGUAAGGAUUGUAGAUUGACCAAUAAAUGGUAUCUAGCGAUAGGUACUGGGGGUAGUAAUGACAUUGCCACAGGGCAAAUGCCAUUGUGUAAGUAGCUCACUUUGUAGCCAGUAUAUUACAUUCUAAUUACUGCAGUGUUUUAAACUGCAAACUGUGGAAGCUAUUUUGUUUUUGUUGAUACAGUUUUUAUUGUAAAAUACUCCUUACCCUCCUCGCAAUGUACUUAAUUUUUUAUUUAUUUUUAUACUUUUUUACAUCAUGUGGCAUUUCUGUCUUUGUGUCAAACUCUGACUUAAGUACAAAUGUAGAUAUCUAUACUUAACUUAAGUACAUUUUACAGUGGAUACUUUUGACUUUUACUUAACUACAUUUGAGAAUGUGUAUCUGUACUUUCUACUCCACCACAUUUUACAUCUGGACUGAAAAGUAAAAGGUUCUUGUUUCUAUAGUUUGUGACCUGCUGAAAUGGCCGCGACUUAUUUUUUAGCACAUUUAAUUUGAGUUUCUGUCCCAACUUUGAACAAACCAAACACAUAAAUGACUAGAAAAAUGGCUAGAAAAAUGAAGAAACCACUGAAUCAGUUAAAAUCAGCAAAAUUCUAAAUGUUCUAAAAAUAAAAAAUUUAAAAAAAGUA